AUAAACAUAUUUACAUCCUUUAUCUUACUCACACUACUAAUCCUAAUAGCCCCUAUUCUAAUAUCUACUACUAACCUCUACAAAAAUAACAAAUACCAAUAUUAUGUAAAAAAUAUUACUCUUUGUGCUUUCACUACCAGCUUAAUUCCAGCAAUAAUAUAUCUUCACACAAAUCAAGAAAUACUUAUUUCAAACUGACACUGAGUUACUAUUCAAACUCUCAAACUAACACUUAGCUUUAAAAUAGAUUACUUCUCACUCAUAUUUAUUCCUGUAGCACUAUUUAUUACAUGAUCUAUUAUAGAAUUCUCAAUAUGAUAUAUACACUCUGAUCCUUAUAUUAACCAAUUCUUUAAAUAUCUCCUUCUCUUUCUCAUUACCAUACUUAUCCUUGUAACAGCUAAUAAUCUUUUUCAACUUUUCAUCGGAUGAGAGGGAGUAGGUAUUAUAUCCUUUCUACUUAUUGGCUGAUGAUUUGGACGAGCAGAUGCAAACACAGCUGCUCUUCAAGCAAUCCUAUACAACCGUAUUGGAGACAUCGGCUUUCUCCUAUCAAUAGCAUGAUUUCUAUCUAACACAAACACAUGAGACCUACAACAAAUCUUUAUACUUAACCAAAGCCCCCCAAAUCUCCCUCUCAUAGGACUCGUACUAGCUGCAGCUGGAAAAUCAGCCCAAUUUGGUCUCCACCCCUGACUCCCCUCAGCAAUAGAGGGCCCUACUCCAGUUUCAGCCCUACUCCAUUCAAGCACAAUAGUCGUAGCAGGAAUCUUUCUACUUAUCCGCUUUCACCCUUUAAUAGAGAAUAACAAAUUCGCCCAAACAAUAGCUCUUUCUCUAGGUGCCCUUACAACCCUAUUUACAGCUAUCUGUGCUCUCACACAAAAUGAUAUUAAAAAAAUCAUUGCUUUCUCUACUUCUAGCCAACUAGGCUUAAUAAUAGUAACCAUUGGCCUCAACCAACCUCAUCUAGCAUUCCUCCACAUCUGUACACACGCUUUCUUCAAGGCCAUACUAUUUCUAUGUUCUGGCUCUAUCAUUCACAACUUAAACAACGAACAAGACAUUCGAAAAAUAGGAGGACUAUACAAAAUUCUUCCCUUCACCACAACAGCCCUUAUCGUAGGAUGUCUUGCAUUAACGGGAAUGCCAUUUUUAGCCGGAUUCUACUCUAAAGACCCUAUCAUUGAAGCCGCCACUUCGUCUUAUACCAACGCCUGAGCCCUACUAUUAACUCUAACCGCCACCUCCCUUACUGCCAUUUACAGUACUCGUAUCAUCUUCUUCACACUACUAGGACAACCUCGAUUCCCACCCCUUACCAACAUUAAUGAAAAUAACCCUCUAUUAAUUAACCCUAUUAAACGUCUAUUAGUUGGAAGCAUUUUCACUGGCUUCAUCCUAACCAAUAAUAUUCCCCCGAUAACCACUCCUCUAAUAACAAUACCCCUACAUCUAAAAAUAACCGCUCUUACAGUAACAACUCUAGGUUUCAUCCUCGCAUUCGAAAUUAACCUUAAUACACAAUACCUAAAACAUACCCAUACCUCUAAUUUCUCUAAAUUCUUAACUCUAUUAGGAUACUUUCCCACAACCAUACACCGCUUACCUCCUUAUCUAAACCUAUCAAUAAGUCAAAAAUUAUCAACAUCCUUAUUAGACUUAGCCUGACUAGAAAUUAUUCUACCAAAAACCGCAAGUUUUAUCCAAAUAAAAGCCUCUACAUUAACCUCAAAUCAACAAGGCCUUAUUAAACUUUACUUCCUAUCUUUUCUCAUUACUAUUAUUCUCAGCCUAAUCCUAUUUAAUUGCCCCGAGUAA
Molecule: messenger RNA, 1821 nt
Organism: Mesoplodon densirostris (Blainville's beaked whale)
Lineage: Eukaryota; Metazoa; Chordata; Mammalia; Artiodactyla; Ziphiidae
Source: the annotation of a RefSeq genome assembly